Galleria mellonella (greater wax moth) is the source of this 5604-nucleotide messenger RNA. RefSeq names its product scavenger receptor class B member 1 (gene dsb). Gene Ontology annotation, molecular function: scavenger receptor activity. The transcript has 13 exons. Gene Ontology annotation, cellular component: membrane; cytoplasm. The coding region runs from base 413 to 2305 and encodes 630 amino acids. The record is from RefSeq and is a predicted model, not a curated record. Lineage: Eukaryota; Metazoa; Arthropoda; Insecta; Lepidoptera; Pyralidae.
UUCUGCAAGAAAAGUGCAGUCGGGCGGCCGAGCCCGGUUUGGCAUAACGCGUUCUUAACAUUGCGCGUUCUAUAGAAAAAGUUGCAUGCGCCUGCGGCUAGCGGUGAGGACUGAAAAAAACUUUGUCGUGAAAUAAAUCUUAAAAGCAUUUUAUUUUAAUUCUUUAGCUACUAAAUAUAUAGUUUUUUUUUUUCAUAUAAAAAAAUUAUCUGUGGUGUCUAUGAAAAAUAUUCACCCCUAAAUUUUAGCGGGAAUUUUGACAGUGACAUUAGUGUUGUGCUUUUAAUUGUUUUUUUUUUUUUUAAGAAAAGUGAGACUGUGUUGUGAUUGUGUUGUGUUUAAAAAAUACAGUGCCCACAAAUUGGGAUCCAACAAAAUUCCAACCGGAUGAAGACAAGGGUACGUCGACACCAUGACAAUGGGACACAAGCAGUACUUGGCGGUGGGUCAGUCGGCCCGGAACAGGCUGUUCGGCCUGCCGCGGCUCUCUGGCGACAAACAGAUACCACUGAACAUGCUGAUAUCGCAACAAGGCAAAAUUAAUCGCGGACGCCUGGCUGUAAUUAUGUUCAGCAUUUUCACUGUGGUGAUAGGCAUUAUUUUAUCGUUCGUACCAUGGUUGGACUACAUUAUAUUUAGGGAACUGAAGUUGUGGAACGGAUCGCUGAGUUACAGCUACUGGCAGCGUCCCGGCGUCAUCAGACUCACCAAGGUGUACAUAUUCAACAUGACCAAUCCCCAGGGUUUCCUCGAGAACGGCGAGAAGCCCAAGCUGGUGGAAGUGGGGCCUUUUGUGUACAGGGAAGACAUGGAGAAGGUGAACAUCAAGUUCCAUGACAACGACACAGUGACGUUCCAACACAACAAGAUACUGCGGUUCGUGCCUGACAUGUCGGUCGACAAGAAUCUGAAGCUCAUCGUGCCAAACAUACCCUUACUGACAGUGACAUCCUUCUCACCCAACUUGGCGGGGUUUGUGUUCAACCUACUGGUGUCAGGGCUGGCCCUGACUUAUAAAGAAAGGGCGAAACCCUUCGUCCAAGUUACCGCUGAACAGCUUGUAUUCGGGUACAAUGACCCUCUGGUGACCCUUGCCCACUACUUUUACCCUAAGGGUAAACGACCCAACAGUCAGAUGGGACUAUUUCUUGCUAGAAACGGGACCUUGGACGAAGUGUCAACGAUAUAUACAGGACAAAAGUCUAUGUCCAGAUUUGGAUAUUUGGACAAAGUUAAUGGUCUGGACCAUCUGCCUCACUGGAGGAAUCGGCCUUGUAACGACAUCACAGCAUCGGAGGGAUCCUUCUUCCCUCCGCGCGAAGUCACCAAAUCGGACUCGGUCAAUAUUUAUGACAAGGACUUGUGCAGGAUACUGCCCAUGCAGUACAGGGGAGAUGUUUAUAAAGACUAUAUCAAAACUGGGCUAUAUACACCACCAAGCUCGGCCUUGGAAUGCGCCGACAAGAAUCCCGACAACAAGUGUUACUGCGACGGGGAGAAGUGUCCCCCACGGGGACUCCAAAACAUCAGCCCGUGCCAAUAUAAUGCACCCGUGUACCUGUCAUAUCCUCACUUCUACGAUGCCGAACCAUUCCUGCUUGACGACUUUGAAGGAUUGAAACCGGAUAAAAAGAAACACGAGACAUAUUUUAUGAUUCAGCCAAAAUUGGGAGUUCCACUGGAAGGUUUUGUCAGAGUGCAACUGAAUCUAAAAGUGGAUCGAGCACCAAACAUAAUGAUCAACAAUAUAAACAGGUUCCCCGACAUCAUCUUUCCAAUUAUGUGGGUUGAAGAGGGCAUCCACGAAGUGACUACAUCAAUUUGGAGAUGGAUAUUCCUAGCAACUACAGUGGGACCGAUAGCUGCCCCAGUACUAUCCUACUCUAUGAUAUUCUUCGGCUUGUUGACACUAUUUAUCGUUUUUGUGAAAGCCUACAAAAAGUUUGUCAUUGGGCAAAAUUCGAUAGAAAUAGUGGAACUGAGUAGGGAAACUAUACGACGAGGUUCAACGCUAAUCAUGAACGGCUCUCAGAGGCUGUUGCCCUGCAGAGAAACGUCAUAUCGCUUGUUGAACACUAUACCAUCGACGCCAAAUAUAGCGAGAGAAGAGAAAAACGUAGAAUUAGAUUUCGUACGGAAAGAAGUCAGUCAAAGUCUGGACGAAUUGAAGAAUGUUAUAAGAACUGAUUUUGUAACAUCUAGUUUCAAUGGCACUGAAAGAGAAUCUUUAAUACGAGCAGACAACUCUUUCAUUUUAUCUGAACAUAAUCGACGGUACAGCAUGUUUAGGUUACCAGACGUUUAAAACAAUAUCUAUGUAUACACAUAUAGAUUGUAAGAAAUAUACUUUACUAAUAAACCGUUUUUCAAACCACCGCUUAGAUGCGAACGUAUUCAAGCAUAAAACGAUUAAUUACAAAUUACAAACAGUUAAUUAAUUAUGUUUAAAAAAUAUUUAAAAACGAUUAUUAUUAUAAUAUUUAACAGGAAACUUUGAAAUCUUGUUUAAUGUAUUUUUCAUCAAAUAAACCAAAUUUUUUCGGAAUAUAAACUGCCAUUAGGUCAUUCAUAUUUGAGAAACCGUAAAGUAUCGUCAAUAUACAUAUAUAUAUAGCAACAAUGCCGAUGUAAACAAAACACAGUUAUUAGCUAACUUACUGUGAUAAACAUGAAUGUUUACUCCGAAGUGACGUCUAAUUAUAAAUUAUAGAAACUCUAUUAUGACUACAAAUAUUAAUUUAAGAAUUAAUAGCUUCACACGUAUUUGCCAAUAUGCUUUCAUAAGAUCUAUUUUAAAAAUUUAAGAAUUUAAAAAUAACAAAACGUGAGGUUUAUAAAGUUUACUUAAAUGAAAAACGGUUUUAUAGUAUAUAUUUAGGUUGUGUUACUGACUGAAUGUACAGAUUCUGAUUAUUUUUGGAAUCUCAUUAGAAGUUAGAAAAAAUUUGCUCAUUUAAUAUUGUAACAAGUGGUUGAGACUUCAUUGAAUUACCAAUACACAAUUUAUAGACUUAUCUUGUUGAGAAGGUGAUAUUUUUAUAAGAAAUAUUUACUAUUAUUAAACGUUAUAUUUUAUUGUAUUUUGACAUUAAUGGGGUCUCUCUCAUUUAUGAUUCAUUUUAAUUGGUCAAAUUUUAUAAUGUUGAUAGAUAUUAGUUUCGAAUUAUGAAGAUUCAAUCUAUAAAAGGCUAUAAUUGUUUAUUUGGUUGACAAAGACUGUGAAUUUAGCCAUUUUAUGUUGUGUAUGUAAGUUGAUAUUUUUAGUGUCUCUCCUUAUUUUUACCUUCAUAUUUAAAUACAAAUGCCCUUUGUUUUCUCACUGUGAUCAUUUCUUAUAUAUAUAUUGUAUUUAUCAUAAUUUUGCUAUUGUAAUCUUUUGAAGGAAAUAAUAAAGAAUAUUUAUCUAUCAUCUUCUAUCUUAUAAUUAGAGGUUUUUAGUCUUAAAAAACUAAGAUAUUCAACUGAAAUUAAAAUUUGAGGGCAAUUUCCCAUUUUUGAAAAAAAAUACGCUAAAAAUAUCAUUUACAUUGAAAAGACACCAAAUUAAAUACUAUGUAAAUAAAAUAAAUUUAAUGACAAUAAUUUGUUAAAAUAUAAAUAAAUCCUGGUUGCAAUGCUAGUCGUUGAUAAAUAUCUACAGACAUUCUUUAAAAACAUGCAAUGUCUGCAAGUUAUGUAGGUAACACGUAUAUAUAUUUGCAAAUUUCGCUUUGACAACAAAAAAAAAAUAUAUAUAUAUAUAUAAUCAUUUUUAUUAUUUUAAUAACGUUACAAUAAUUAAAAUACAAAUCUUUAAAUUAUAAGGAAGUUCUAAAAUUAAUUAUUUUUAUACAAUUUAUAAAACAUUUUUUUUGGUUUAUUUUUUUUUAUUUAAAUAUUAUUUUAUUUAUACCUCACACACUCUUGGAAAUCUUUUGAUAGUGUAUAAAUUCUGCACUAUUCUCAUUCGUUGCCUAUCCGGUAAGGAAAAUAUGGCGUGAAGGUAGAUAGUUACAUUGUAAAAUUAGUCAUUAUAAUAAAAAAUGACUAUGUGGUGAAGGUAAAAAUUUACCGCGGUACCUACGUGAUUGGAUUUACGUAUGAAUUUAGUACCAGGUUAUAUAGGUACGGUUCGGUUGCGGUGGGGACUUUUUGUUACCUAGUUUUUUAUUAAACUUGCUCAAAAUUUUUGUUUCAAUUCGUUUAUAAAACAUUUAAAAAAAAAAGCAAAAAAAAAAUUGUAAAAUUAUAUUUUUAUAUAACUUUUCCAUUUCUAAAGAAAACAUUGCUCAAAAAAAGUAAAAAGAUGCCAACAAGUGUUCUUUUAGACCUAGGAAAAAAUAAUUAGUGACAAAUAUUUUGAGUAUAAUGUGAUUAGAUUUUUUGAAGAAUAUUUAAUUAGAUAGAUGGAAAUUAAGUGUUAACUCGCCUAUUUCACAUUUGAUGUUUAGCUUAGAUUUAAUGAAUACAUCUUAUUUUAGAAACAGAUAUAAACCAUAGAUCAAUAACUAAGCAUAUAGUUCAAUAUCUUUGACCCACAACCACUUAGUUUGUAUCUAAAUUCGGUUUACCAAUUUUUUUUUCAGUGUUUAAAAAUUAUUUUCUUAAUUCCAGACAAUUAUCAUAUUGAAGACUAGGCAGCACGGUCUCCGAUCUUAGCCUAUUUCACAGCGGAACAAACGUAUUAAAAAAAAAAUCUGAUAUAAAUUGUUCCUGCUGUACAACAGUUUGAGCAUUAGUUAUUGGUGACCAAACAAAAAAAUGCUGACGAGUUUUUAUAAAAACUCAAAAGAAAAACCUUUAAAAAAAAAGAUACUAUUGUUAUUUAAAAAAAAAAAAAACUAUUAUCAUAUGUAUUAUUUUUUACAUAUUUCCGUACCAAACAUUUUGUAUAAAUAUCUAUUAGAAAAGAUAUAGUUAAAUAUCGCUGUAUAGCAUUCUCCUGCACCUAAUUUACAAAGUAUAGUUACAUAUACCUAAUAUUUAAGUACUCGUUUACCUAAAUGUUAUGGUAUGUUGCCCAUAGAAAUGCUUCAAGAAAAACGGGUCAACAUUUUCAUAUAAUUUUGCGUGAUAAAUAGUUACGAGUGAUUCCUUUAUAACUUCUAUAUUUAUUUUGUCUUAUAAUUUAUAUAUCUUUUUAAUGCGUAAACACUCAUUUUAUUUAUUAAAUAAUACGUCAAGAUCCAUUUAUACGUAGGUAUAUAAAAUACUGAUAAAAAAACGAGUCAGAUAAUUUGUCAAUUAGUUGACAAAAAGUUGACCCGUUUUCGAGACUCGAUACUCUAUUUAUAUAAUCUAAGGUUUAAAGUAUAUAUAAAAAUAAAAACCUCAAAUGUGAAAUACGCGGAUUAUCUUUGACAUGUUUGUACUUAGUCAAUUUUUUUAAGCCUAAUAGCUCAUGAAAAGCUUUAAUAUCCAAAUGAAUUUUCAAAUAAUAUUUUAAUUGAAUUUAUAAAUAUUAGGGGCAACACGCUUUGCGUAUACACGUACACGUGUGUCAAUGAAAACAUUCCAUUUUGUAUUUUAGUAGAGGGUUUUAAGGACUAUUUUAAGACUACAUUAUUAUAACUGUAAAUAUUAGCAUAAGGAAAAUUUGUUUUUAAUAAAAAAUAUUUGUAAAAA